Messenger RNA from Cryptomeria japonica (Japanese cedar), 978 nucleotides. Its product is annotated as ankyrin repeat-containing protein At5g02620-like. The transcript is spliced from 3 exons. Gene Ontology annotation, cellular component: plasma membrane. The record is from RefSeq and is a predicted model, not a curated record. The coding region runs from base 1 to 978 and encodes 325 amino acids. Gene Ontology annotation, molecular function: protein phosphatase 1 binding; protein phosphatase regulator activity. Lineage: Eukaryota; Viridiplantae; Streptophyta; Pinopsida; Cupressales; Cupressaceae.
AUGGAUAAAACUGGGUAUGUCUGCAAAGGAAUGAACAGAAGGUUCUUUGAAGCAGCCAAAUCAGGGAACGUAAGAGCGGUUAAUGAGAUUUCGCCGCUGUGGAGCGUUGCGAAUGAGUUGCUUCAACUUUCAAAUGCCAAUCUAGAGGAUGGGAUGACAUUUUUAAAAGCUAAAAAUAUGGAAGGAAACACAGCGUUACACGAAGCAGCCUUAGGAGGAAGUGAGCAAGUCGUGAAUGCUUUACUUGAAUUCUGCCCAGAUUUGGUGAAUGAGAUCAACCAAGCAGGUGAAAGGGCUCUUUUUAAAGCUUGUGAGGGAGGUCAAGUCAAGAUAGUUGAAAUGUUGUGUCCUCCAACACCUAUGAGUAUGGAGUAUUACAAGAGAUCCGAUGGCCAAACACCUUUACAUCUUGCAGUCUCUAAAUUAAGUACAGAUGUAAUUGAGAAGCUUUUACACCACAAACCUGAACUUGCCACAGAAGUAGAUAAUUUCGACAGAAGUCCGUUGCACAUGGCUGCGUUGCUUCCAUAUCUCGAUAAUUUCCUUUACCCAAAGCUUUACAGGAAAAUUUUCCUAACUGGAAAGAUGCUUAUAAGAAAUGAUGGUGGGCUUUCUUGUUACAAAGUGGACCAGAACAAGCAGUCUGCACUUCACGUUGCAGUCAAAGAAGGGAACGCAGCUUUAGUGGAUGUGAUACUAUAUUACUGCAGGGACUGCCUAGAAAUGGUCGACAACGAUGGUAGAAUUGCUUUGCAUCUGGCCGUGAACAAUGCUGCUGAAAUAUUUCUCAGAAGUGAAGGACAUCACCUGAAAUUUAUAAUAUACUCGGUAACGUCAGAAAGACUGAUAAAUUGCAUUGAUAACAAAGGGCAAACGGCAUUAGAUAUUGCACUAGAGAAGCAGAAUGAUGACCCACAACUUUACAGGGCUGUAAGUGAUUUGAUUCUCAAUGAAUUAAAACUGUUUGGUUCUUUUUAG